Arabidopsis arenosa is the source of this 1735-nucleotide messenger RNA. The record is from the annotation of a GenBank genome assembly. NCBI's taxonomy places the organism in Eukaryota, Viridiplantae, Streptophyta, Magnoliopsida, Brassicales, Brassicaceae.
AACGAACACAAAACAUAUCUAUUCUCUAGCUAAUAUCUUCUUCUUCCUCUCGAGUCUCGAUUCUCUAGCUGUCUUUCUUUCUUGAAAUUGAUUCAAACAAAAUAAUUUCAAGAACAGCACGAGAUUAUAUAUAUGGCUCCUGUCUCGUUACCUCCAGAAUGUGAGCCUUCCGCUUACGGCAUGCAGGACGCAUAUGCACUUUGUCGUGUGUUCAAAAAGAUUGUUAUUGAAGCUAAGCCAAGAGAUCAGCACCGGUCAUAUGUACACGCGAUGUCAAAUGUGAGUGGUAAUUGCUCAUCGAGUUUUGACGCUUGUUCGGGUCUCGAAAUCAGUUCAACUACUCAUCAAGUUCAAAACACAUUCCAACCGCGAUUUGGCAACGAGCGUUAUAACUCUAACGCAAUCAGCAACGAGGACUGGUCACAAUACUACGGUUCUUCUUAUAGACCGUUCCCUACUCCAUAUAAGGUUAAUACAGAGAUCGAAUGUUCAAUGUUACAACACAAUAUAUCUCUACCACCGUUGCGUGUAGAGAACUCUUCGGUUAGUGAUUGCGAUUUCUUCACGAGUAUGACUCACAACAACGAUAAUGGCGUUUUUGAUGACUUUACUUUCGCUGCAAGUAACUCCAACCACUAUAAUAGCGUUGGUGAUCAAGUGAUCCACGUUGGCAAUUAUGAUGAACAACAAUUAAUAACGUCAAAUCAUCAUAUGAACCAAGAUCUUGGAUUUCAUGGGAACAAUACCAAUGACAACAUAGAUAUCGAUGAUUUUUUCUCGUUUGAUAUGUAUAACGAGGAAAACGUAAACCGGAUAGAAGACAAUGAAGACGCAAAUACAAAUGAAACCCUUGAUUCAUCGGAAUUCGAUGUGGUUGAAGAGGAAACAAGAUUUAACAACCAAAUGCUCAUCUCGACAUAUCAAACAACGAAGAUUCUAUAUCACCAAGUCGUACCUUCUCACACGGAGCGAAACCCUAAUAUCAUGCGGCCGCCGAAUCUGAGAUCCCUUAUUGCGCAGGGUUACUACCGAGGUGGGAGAUCCACGGUGUCUCGUCAAUCUCGCAAUUUCUGUUCUGCCCCUAUCAGCAGCAAUGAGUCGAAGGGAGCAGGAGAGACCGUUGGCGUGUGGCUGAUCUUGCGUCCAGUUGCAGGAUUAUAUGCGGGAGCUUACAUAAGUUAUCGCGUACUUGGCGAUAAGGCAUCGGAAAUUGAAAAGGCCAUGAACGAGAAAACGAAGGAGACUGAGGAUUUCAUGGAACAAUCGGAAAAGAAGUGGGUUACUACCGAGGUGGGAGAUCCACGGUGUCUCGUCAAUCCCGCAAUUUCUCUUCUCCCCCUAUCAGCAGCAAUGGUAAGUGGUGAUGUUCUCUCAAUUUUCCGUAUCGAAUUCGCGAUCACUGGUUUUCGAUGUCUUGCAGCUUCAAACGAAGCCGGAGGGAAAUUUCCCUCCGCGGCAUGGGUGAAUAACACUAGCUUCUUUAAAUGGAUGGCGUUUGGAUAUAUUGGUUACACUAGUUGGGAUCUUGUGGGGUUAGCAAGACUCUACCUUGAGGCAAAGACAUAUCGUGAAAAAUUACAACUCAUGAACCAACGUCAUGAUGAAAUGGUGUCCAAGGCGAUUAGUGAGGUGCAUGAGAUUUGUGAUCGGCGUAGAUGAAUGAAUUCAGAAGAGAAGCUUGUCUAUUGUUUAUGCGUGUUACGCCUGUGGGCAAAAAUAAUUAUUACAAUCCAUA